Purpureocillium lilacinum is the source of this 5487-nucleotide messenger RNA. RefSeq lists its product as uncharacterized. NCBI's taxonomy places the organism in Eukaryota, Fungi, Ascomycota, Sordariomycetes, Hypocreales, Ophiocordycipitaceae. Gene Ontology annotation, cellular component: cytosol. The record is from RefSeq and is a predicted model, not a curated record.
AUGGCCGACUACGACAACCCUGAGUUGCAGGCCAAGCUCGACGAGCUCGAGCGCGAGCUAGAGGAGGGAGACAUCACGGAGAAAGGCUACCAGAAACGCCGCACGAUCUUGCUGUCGCAGUACCUCGGCCAGCAGGGCGACCCUCCCGUCCCGGGCCCGCGGUCCGGGCUGCGGAUACACGCUCCGGACGACGACGCUCGAUAUGUCUCUAGUGAUGGCCAUCGCGCAGCUGCCUACGCUGCCAUCGGUGGGCACGACUCCGACCCGACCAGCCCCAGCUCCUCCAGCUACCGUCCUACUUCGUCCUUUGGCGCGCAGGGCGGUGCGAGCCAUGCGCCGCAGGACUCCCAUCCCGCAGGACUCCUGCGCCCCGGCGGUCCCAUUGCUGAGCGGCCGAUCAUGGCCGGCCGCGAUUCUCUCUUCCUAGCCCCAGGUAGCGACGGGCCGACGAGGAGCGGCACCAUGGUUUCGGGAGACUAUGCCUUCAACCCCGACCAGCAGGGCGCCUACACCGAUAACCAGCAACAAACUCCCCAGCAGCAGUACUAUGACAGCAGAACAGGGACGCUCAGGGACUCGCAGGGCUAUUUCUCCGACUUUGCUGGCCAGCAGCAUUACGACCAGCACCAGUCGGGAGAGUACGGCGCACAGCACAGAUAUUCCUCAAGCGACGCCUUUUCUCCCACCGCCGCCAUGGCGCCGCCGAUGCUUACCGCCAACGACCUCCCUCCGCCCGAGGUGCUCGAAUAUCAGCUGCCGCUCGAGCCGAGAGAGGUACCGUUUGCCAUCUUUGACCCGCACGAUAACAACACGCCCAUGUCAGGGUUCGACAAUAUGGCUGCCGUCCUGCGACAUCGAGCACGGAAGACGGCCAAGGUGCCGGCGUACUGGGUGCUCGACAGCAAGGGAAAAGAGAUUGCGUCCAUCACCUGGGACAAGCUGGCAUCGCGCGCGGAGAAAGUGGCCCAGGUCAUUCGCGACAAGAGCUCACUCUACCGCGGCGAUCGGGUAGCGCUUGUCUACCGCGACAGCGAGGUCAUUGACUUUGCUAUUGCCUUGAUGGGCUGCUUCAUUGCCGGCGUAGUUGCUGUCCCGAUCAACGACCUGCAAGACUACCAACGGCUCAACUAUAUUUUGACGUCGACGCAGGCUCACCUCGCGCUCACCACCGACAACAACCUCAAGGCGUUUCAGAGGGACAUCACAGCCCAGAAGCUAACUUGGCCCAAGGGGGUCGAGUGGUGGAAGACGAAUGAGUUCGGGAGCUACCAUCCCAAACGAAAGGAAGACGUUCCCCCUCUCACUGUGCCCGACCUAGCGUACAUUGAGUUCUCGCGAGCUCCUACCGGGGACCUGCGCGGAGUCGUGCUGAGCCACCGUACAAUCAUGCACCAGAUGGCCUGUCUGAGUGCCAUUGUGUCGACAGUGCCACGCAACGGACCGGGCGAUACGUUCAACCCGUCUCUGCGUGACAAGAACGGUAGGCUCAUCGGUGGCGGUGCUGGGAGCGAGAUUCUGCUGUCGUAUCUGGACCCGAGGCAAGGAAUCGGAAUGAUUCUGAGCGUUCUGCUCACAGUUUACGGCGGGCACACGACUGUCUGGUUCGACAACAAAGCCGUUGAUGUCCCCGGUCUCUACGCGCAUCUAAUCACCAAGUACAAGGCUACAGUCAUGGUCGCGGACUACCCGGGUCUCAAGCGAGCGGCGUACAACUAUCAGCAAGAUCCGAUGACAACGCGAAAUUUCAAGAAGGGGAUGGAACCAAAUUUCCAAGCCGUGAAGCUGUGCUUGAUUGAUACCCUUACCGUCGACGGGGAGUUUCACGAGGUGCUGGCCGACAGAUGGCUGAGACCGUUGCGAAACCCUAGAGCGCGAGACGUGGUUGCCCCCAUGCUAUGUCUCCCCGAGCACGGCGGUAUGCUCGUGAGCGUGCGCGACUGGCUGGGAGGAGAGGAGCGCAUGGGUGUCUCGCUCAAGCUCGACCGAGCGCCCGAGGCUGACUCGGAGGAGGACCAGGAUGAUAAGGAUAAGGACAAACCUGCGCCUUCUAACGGAUUCGGCAGCUUGCUCGGCGGGGGCACGACGAAGGCCACAGAGCAGAGCGCCAACGACGAAUUGUACGAGGUCCUCCUCGACAGGGAGGCGCUCAAGACGAAUGAGGUGGUCGUCACCGCGUACGGCGACGAGGUGCAGAAGAAGGCUGCCAACAACCCUGACAUGGUCCGUGUCGGCGCCUUCGGCUAUCCGAUCCCCGACGCAACUCUCUCCGUGGUUGACCCCGAGACGGGUCUCCUGGCGUCGCCGCGGUCGGUUGGCGAGAUCUGGGUCGAUUCACCCUCCCUUUCGGGUGGGUUCUGGGCCCAACCCAAAAACACGGAGCUCAUCUUCCACGCGCGGCCGUACAAGUUCGAGCCUGGCGAGCCGACGCCGACACCGGUCGAGCCCGAGUUUCUGCGUACCGGCCUGCUCGGUACCGUGAUAGAGGGCAAGAUCUUUGUGCUUGGCCUCUACGAGGACCGCAUCCGACAGAAGGUGGAAUGGGUGGAACACGGCCACGAGAUCGCCGAGUACCGGUACUUCUUCGUGCAACACAUGGUUGUCAGCAUUGUCAAGAACGUCUCCAAGAUUUACGACUGCUCUGCGUUUGACGUCUUUGUCAACGACGAGCACCUCCCCGUGGUGGUUGUGGAAUCGGCGGCCGCAUCCACGGCGCCUCUCACGUCAGGUGGCCCUCCACGGCAGCCGGACACUGCGCUCCUGGAUUCCUUGGCAGACCGCUGCAUGGAGGUGCUGAUGCAGGAGCAUCACCUGCGUCUCUACUGCGUCAUGAUCACGGCGCCGAACUCGCUUCCCCGAGUCAUCAAGAACGGGCGACGCGAGAUUGGCAACAUGCUCUGCCGCCGAGAGUUUGACCUCGGCAACCUGCCAUGCGUGCACGUCAAGUUUGGUGUCGAGCACGCGGUGCUUAACCUACCCAUCGGCAUCGACCCCAUCGGUGGCAUCUGGUCGCAAAUUGCGACGGAGUCAAGAGCGGACAUCCUCGCGGACUCUGACAAGCAGUAUUCGGGUAUCGACCGGAGAGAAGUCGUCAUUGAUGACCGCACGUCCACUCCCCUCAACAACUUUGCCUGUAUCACGGACCUCAUCCAAUGGCGCGUUGCGCGACAGCCCGAAGAGCUGUCUUACUGCACCAUCGACGGCCGCGGUCGCGAGGGCAAGGGCAUCACCUGGCGCAAGUUCGACACUAGGGUCGCGGCUGUCGCCAUGUACCUCAAGAAUAAGGUCAAGGUGCGGCCUGGGGACCACAUGAUCCUCAUGUACACGCACUCUGAGGAGUUUGUCUUUGCGGUGCAUGCCUGCAUCAACCUGGGGGCGGUCGUGAUUCCUAUGGCGCCUCUCGACCAGAACCGGCUCAACGAGGAUGUCCCGGCGUUCCUGCACAUUGUCUCGGACUACAAGGUCAAAGCCGUGCUUGUGAACCAAGAAGUGGACCAUCUGAUUAAACUCAAGCCCGUCUCGAGCCAUAUCAAGCAAUCGGCACAGAUUCUCAAAAUUGCCAUCCCCAACGUCUACAACACGACCAAGCCGCCCAAGCAAAACAAUGGGCUCCGAGACUUGGGUCUGACGAUAGACCCUGCAUGGAUCCGGCCGGGAUAUCCCGUCAUUGUCUGGACGUAUUGGACGCCCGACCAGCGGAGAAUCGCUGUGCAGCUGGGGCAUGACACCAUCAUGGGCAUGUGCAAGGUGCAGAAGGAGACCUGCCAGAUGACGAGCUCACGGCCGGUCCUAGGGUGCGUUCGUAGCACUACCGGCCUGGGCUUCAUCCACACAUGCCUGAUGGGCAUCUACAUCGGGACGCCGACUUAUCUGCUCUCACCCGUCGAGUUUGCCCAGAACCCCAUGUCGCUGUUUGUGACUCUGUCUCGGUACAAGAUCAAGGACACCUACGCGACCCCACAGAUGCUGGACCAUGCGAUGGCGGCGAUGCACGCUAAGGGCUUCACUCUCCACGAGCUCAAGAACAUGAUGAUCACGGCAGACGGAAGGCCACGCGUGGACGUGUUCCAAAAGGUCCGUCUUCACUUUGCCGCUGUGGGACUGGACAGGACUGCCAUCAACACUGUGUACUCCCACGUGCUUAACCCGAUGGUGGCGUCUCGGUCGUACAUGUGCAUCGAGCCCAUCGAGCUGUGGCUCGAUACCAAGGCGCUUCGUCGCGGUCUUGUGGUUCCCGUGGACCCGGACUCGGAGCCCAAGGCACUAUUGGUGCAGGACUCGGGAAUGGUGCCCGUGUCGACACAGAUUGCCAUUAUUAACCCAGAGAGCCGCAGCCACUGUUACGACGGCGAGUUUGGCGAAAUCUGGGUCGACUCGGAGGCUUGCGUCAAGUCUUUCUACGGUUCCAAGGACGCCUUUGAUGCCGAGCGGUUCGACGGACGAACGGUUGACGGAGACCCCAACGUCGCAUACGUUCGGACAGGCGACCUCGGAUUUUUGCACAACGUCAGCCGGCCUAUUGGACCGGGAGGAGCCCUGGUGGACAUGCAGGUGCUGUUUGUGCUGGGCAGCAUUGGCGAGACAUUUGAGAUUAAUGGUCUUUCGCACUUCCCCAUGGAUAUUGAAUUGUCGGUCGAGCGAUGCCAUCGCAACAUUGUGCCCGGAGGCUGUGCCGUCUUCCAGGCUGGUGGUCUGGUGGUGGUGUUGGUUGAAGUCAGCCGCAAGCCGUACCUUGCUUCAAUCGUCCCGGUCAUCGUCAAUGCCAUCCUGAACGAGCACCAGAUAAUCGUCGAUAUUGUCGCUUUCGUCAACAAGGGGGACUUCCCUCGGUCAAGACUAGGCGAGAAGCAGAGAGGCAAGAUCCUUGCAGGCUGGGUGACGCGGAAGCUGCGCACCUUGGCGCAGUUUGCCAUCCGGGACCUGGACCCGGCCGCUAUGGGCGAGACUGGAGGCGCCGGCGCAGAGGGCGGAGGUGACCCGAACAGGAUCUCGACAGGCAGCAUACGCUCCGGGGCACCCGCUGCUGGAGCAUCCAGCCUGAGGAACGUCGAGCACGCACCGCAAAUCUUGGAGCAGGAGGAGUUUGAGCAGCAGAUGGACCACAUUGCCAACAUGACGCCUGUGCAGACGCACGAUAGCAUCGGGGAAGAGCAUAUGCCUACGCCCACGGCUUAUCCGCAGAGCCAUGCUGCGGGCGGAGAGCCGUAUCAUGCGCGGUCGACGAGCGGGGACGACGGAUACUUUGGUGGCCACCAAUAUGGCGGUGAUGAGCAAGGAGAAGCUCCACCACCUGUCGGCCCGAAACCGGCGAGGCCACCUUCGGAGGGUCACGCGCCUCCCAAGAUCCGGCUGCCUGGGGUAGACGGCCGUGAGGGCUUUGACUUGUGGAGUGGCGACGACAAAGGCGACGAGGAGGACUGGACGACGAAUGCCAUUAUGCACAUGAACCUCGCCGGGGAUAUGAACCCGCGGCAGGGUCAGGGGCACUGA